AUCUUGAGUUGUGAAACAUAGAUGUUGUUUUAGGUACAUAAUUAUGAGCUAAAUGCACAAAGAAAAUGAAAAGACGAACUGAAGACCCCGGAGAAUCUGAAAGUAAAGUACCAAGAACCGAAGAGCGUCCCCAUAGUGUAUUUCACGUUACCCCAAUCGAGUCACUACAUUCAGAAGUGUUACCUUCGUUUCGUAAACCAGUUGAAGUUGGAUGCUUUUCGUUGGAUGUCGACCGUAAGUUUCACGACGACAAUCACCAAUUGAAGUAUUUCCACCCUCCUCGCACUAUAGAUUUUGACUUAAGAGCUGGUUAUAAGGACUAUGUUGAAAGGGAUGACGAUGUGAAAGAACACCUUGACCACUUGUUGAUGUGGAUUAACAAACACAGGGAAAGGUUUGAACUUCCGAAGAAAGAUUCUGUUGAAAAUGGCCAGGCAGCGUCAUCUCAAGCCUUUACCAAUCUUCAUACAGACUUCAUAACUUGGAGAGGUCAUGUGACAAAGCUUCUUGUAACACCAUAUGAGAUCCGUGAACCAUGGAAAUUUGCUGCAACAUUGCACAAGGGAACAAUAUACAUCAGCGAAAUUGAAACACAGGAAGCUUAUGACAAACGGAAAAACAUGGAAGAGAAACACAAAGAGAUGUGCUACUGGGGCCACAAGUUUGAGACCUAUGUUUGCCGCUUAGUUUCAGAAAAGCUAAAGAAGAAGUCAGGAGAGAUGCCAAGCACCUCUACAGAUGCUGCAGCUUCCAGUGCUGAUGCCCCAAAGAAGCAAAGUCCAGUCAACAACAGCGAGGGAUUUGUAUCUGUCGUAAGGACAAGACUCGAAAGGCAUUCAAUGGUGUUUGGAGCUGAAGUAGAUUGUUGCACAAGAGAAACUGAAGAAUCUCCUGGGAACUACAUUGAGCUAAAAACAUCCAACCACCCUCACAGCCAUCACCAACACUGGUCAUUCAAAAGGUAUAAACUUCUAAAGUGGUGGGCUCAGUCAUUCUUAGCCGGUAUUCCCAAAAUCAUUUGCGGCUUUCGUCAUCACCAUGGCAAAGUCAACGAGUUACAAACUUACAACACUCUAGAAAUCCCAAGGAUGGUCAGGAAUGAGGACAACAUGUGGGACAUGAACAUUUGCUUGAACUUUUUGAAUAAGUUUCUUGACUGGGUUAAGAUGGUCGUCACAGAAGAUGACCCAAAGAAAGUGUAUAUUUUUUCGUUUAAAUCACCGUUUGAAAAUAUUAUAAUGGAGGAUUGUAAAAAUGGUGAAAAUAGUUUUCUUCCAGAAUGGUUUACAAAAGAAACCUAACUGUAUAAUAACUGUUAAAAUUAAUAUUUUAUGUCUUUUUUAUGA
Messenger RNA from Exaiptasia diaphana, 1346 nucleotides. Its product is annotated as decapping and exoribonuclease protein. Lineage: Eukaryota; Metazoa; Cnidaria; Anthozoa; Actiniaria; Aiptasiidae. Gene Ontology annotation, biological process: NAD-cap decapping; nuclear-transcribed mRNA catabolic process. Gene Ontology annotation, cellular component: nucleus; cytosol. The record is from RefSeq and is a predicted model, not a curated record. Gene Ontology annotation, molecular function: mRNA 5'-diphosphatase activity. The transcript is spliced from 3 exons. Bases 66 to 1301 code for a protein of 411 amino acids.